AUGUCCAUAGCACCAGGACCAUCUGAUGAAUGUAAAUAUCCAUACAAUGUUAUUGUACUCAACUCGCACUUGCUUGCUUCUUUUUCUGGUGGGAAGUUAGCUUCGCGUAGACAUCUGCUCGAAGAUCUGCCAAAGAAGUGCCAAGAACAUGAACUCAAGGAGGGGAGAAAAGCUUCUGCUGCUGAAGCGUCGAAGUGGCUGGCUGAGUUUCUGUCCCUUCAACCUGACUGCGAUAAUAGCUUCUCACUUGGGAUACUGAUCGCUGGGUGGGACGACGAAUCUGGACCUGUCCUGUAUAAAGUGAACGGUAAGGGAAAUGUGCUUAAAGACUCGUUGGCUGGAACUGGAUCUUGUGCAAGGACUGUUUUUUAUUCGAUACCACUCUUCCAUGUUGGAAGAACCGGGGUUAAAACGGUGGUCUUGAAUGAUGAUAUAGUACAGCUGCAAGAGCAGUACAUUGCUGAAGUUGGGGGAGAAUGGUAUGAUAUGCGUGCUUUAAACAGAGCUCGGCCUCGCAGUAUGGAAAGUCACCGUAUCUUCCAUGAAGCCCACCCUGAUAUUGUGUAG
Molecule: messenger RNA, 567 nt
Organism: Oldenlandia corymbosa var. corymbosa
Lineage: Eukaryota; Viridiplantae; Streptophyta; Magnoliopsida; Gentianales; Rubiaceae
Source: the annotation of a GenBank genome assembly